This is a messenger RNA of Adineta ricciae, 1020 nucleotides long. NCBI's taxonomy places the organism in Eukaryota, Metazoa, Rotifera, Eurotatoria, Adinetida, Adinetidae. The record is from the annotation of a GenBank genome assembly.
AUGGCAGCAGCAGCCUCAUCGGCUGGCGCUGCCAUUUCAUCGAUGAUAACAUUGAUGAGAAAACAAAGUUUCCGUAACGAUUUUGGACCAUUGAUGGAUUACAGUCAAGAAGAUACGACGGGUGGUAACUUAGAAUGGAUGAACCGAUCAUCGUUCAAAAAUCUUUAUCGUCUAACUGGUUUACUCAGCUUUAUUUCCACAUGUAUGAAUACACCGAAGACGUUCGAAUAUCAUCCAUUUCUACAAUAUACAACGUUUGUUAUCGAUAUUACAUGCGCAAUUAUUUUAACAAUCGAAGCAGUUGUUAAAAUGAAAACGCGAGGCUUGUUCUCGGGUGACUCAGCAUAUCUACGUGAUCGAUGGAAUCAUUUCGAUGCUAUCAUGGUUUUAAGUAUUUAUUUUUCAAUAAUUUUACAAACUUUCGAAUUAACACAUAUUGUUGAUACAUAUUCAUAUUUGACAAUUAUUCGUUCUCCACGCCCAUUUAUUCUUGUCAAAGUGCUAAAAACAUUUUUUAAAUUCGAAUUACCGAAUAAUCAAAUUAAAUCGAUUCUCCAACGGUCAAGUUCACAAAUUUACAAUGUGACAAUGUUUUUCCUUUUCUUCAUGAGCUUGUACGCUAUAUUAGGUGUGCAAUUUUUCGGCUCACUCACAUUCCAUUGUGUUCGAAACGAUACGGAUUUAAAUGAUGUCAAGAAAAAAGAUUUAAUGAUACCAGAUACGUAUUGUUCGCCAAACAAAGAUGGCUUUCAUUGUCCGGAAUAUUUUGUGUGCAAAAAAAUUGAUAUCCAACGAAAUCUUCGUGGUUACAACGGUUUCGAUGAAUUAGCGACGAGCUUCUUUUCGGUUUACGAAUCCGCUAGUCAAGAAGGAUGGGUUUUCCUUAUGUAUCGAGCCAUCGAUAGUCUUCCGUCAUGGCGUGCAUUCUUUUAUUUCAUUACAUUGAUUUUCUUUUUGGCGUGGUUGGUUAAAGUAAGUCGAGAUCUUUUGUUAUUUUUAUUAAUGAAGGAAAGAAGUUAA